Messenger RNA from Diuraphis noxia (Russian wheat aphid), 1793 nucleotides. RefSeq names its product protein halfway-like. Lineage: Eukaryota; Metazoa; Arthropoda; Insecta; Hemiptera; Aphididae. The record is from RefSeq and is a predicted model, not a curated record.
CCUGUGAAAAAUUCUUGCGCACGCUUAUGAUUUUAAAGUUAAAGCAUGAUAAUGAUCUUUAUAAGUACUUAAGUAUUAACAUAGUAGUAUUGAUAUCAAUAGAAUAGGUAAAGAAUAAACUAAUAAAUAGWUUGGUGGAUAAAGGGGUUUUAGUCCUCUAAAUGCUUGAUUUGAAUGUCAAUAUAACAAAUAUGAGUAAAAGAAGUUUAUUUCUUAUAGUAUUUAUUUUCUACAUUUAUGUAACAAUAAUUCAAUGUAAUGAAUUACCACUAUGUUACAACCAACCUGCAGAGUCUUGUCCAUUACAAAAUAAAUGUAAAUGCGUGAAAACUGGUGAUUCAGCAUUAUUUUGCUGCCAAGUUCAGUCAAAUGAAGAUUUAAUAAAAAACUUUGAGUGUUCAGGUGCUAAGUUAUCAACAAUCACAGCUUUACACAUUUACAAUAUGACAGCUGACAAUUUUAAUUUUGGAAAAUUUUCUCCUGAAUUAAGCCGUUUGAUCUCAUUUUCAAUUACAAAUAGUUAUAUUAAUCGACUACUUGGUCGUUUAGAGUACAUGCAUCAAAUUACUUGCUUAAAUUUAUCGAAUAAUGCUUUUGGUACAGAAUGGCAAGAUCCUCUAGCRUUGGAAAAUCUUAAAAUGUUAGCUAUGUUAGAUUUUUCCAAUGUAAAUAUAUCAAGUUUACCUACCAUAAAAAGUCAAGUGCCGAUGUUUUGGUUGGACGUUUCAAAUAACGUAAAAAUUCAUUGUGCAAGUCUUCUAGAUCUUAUGGAAAGAUCAAGAAAUGCCAAGUACAAAUUGUAUUUUAAAAAAUAUAAUGAAACAUUUUGUAUGUCAUCACUGUCAUUUCACUGGUUCAAUUCCACUGAGAAGGUUGCAUUAAAUCAAGUAGAAAUUAUUAACAAGUUAUACGAAGAUUGUCCAUUGAAUUGUAGUUGUAAGUGGCAUGGUAUAGAAAUGGUACAAGAAACAAAGACACUACAUACCGUAGAAGUAGAUUGUUCAAAUAAACAACUUUCAAGUUUACCGGAAAACAUUUGGUUAUUAACAAAUCAUAUUCAUAUUCCAGACUACAAUGAAAUUUUAUGCAGUAAUAUGCAGUACAAAGUAAAAGUAAUAGACUUGGAUCAAAAAUUAGUGUGCAUUAAAAAAGCUGAUUGGACACAUUAUAUGUAUUAUGUUAUUGCUGCUGAAUUGUCAGUACUUCUGCUGUUGAUUGGAAAAGUUUCAUAUGAUUAUUGGGUAUUUAAAACAGCUGGAUAUUUGCCAUGGCCUGCAUCCAAAAUGCCAAAGCUCCCUUGUGACUGGAUAUUUGAGUAAUGAAGWAUGGCUUAUAAAAAAUAUUGUAAUACACGUUAGUAAUUUAUAAGAAGACUGUUUUAUUAUGAGCUAUUAAUAACAUAUUCAAACGCUACAUGUGCUAACAAUAAGUUACCCUAGUGCCUUAAAAAUUGUGCCUUGAUAUAUUAUUUGUUAUAUAAGAUUAUUAUAUUUACAUAUUUUAAUUACUGUUUGGGACGUUUUUUGAACAUAAAUUAUCUUUAGUUUUUAUUAUUAUUAACUAAGCUUUAAUAUGUUUGAUMAAAUCAAAAUGUUCAAACACACUUACCAAAAUUUUGAAUAUUAUAAAUUACAAGUUCAGAUCUAAUUUUAUAUUUAUGUACACAGUGGGGUUCACACCAAAGACUAUUUUUUUAUAAUAAAUUAGCUGGUUGAUAAAAUCUUCUGUUAUUUGUAACUUAAAAAUCUCUUUAGUGGGCUACCGUGUACGUGUGUUAUUUAUUUUAUGUUAAA